Molecule: messenger RNA, 825 nt
Organism: Rhincodon typus (whale shark)
Lineage: Eukaryota; Metazoa; Chordata; Chondrichthyes; Orectolobiformes; Rhincodontidae
Product: G-protein coupled receptor 15-like
Exons: 1
Coding region: 1-825 (274 amino acids)
Biological process (GO): G protein-coupled receptor signaling pathway
Cellular component (GO): membrane
Molecular function (GO): G protein-coupled receptor activity
Source: RefSeq, a predicted model, not a curated record
AUGGCAGUGACAGAUCUCCUGGUUAUUAUCACGGCUGUGAUGUUCAAUCGGAUUCCUGCUACUUUUUUUCCAGGUAGUUUCCUGUUCAUUACUCCAGUGUGUAGUAUCAGCACUGCAUCAAUUUAUGCAUCAAGAGACUGUUCGGUUUGGUUAACAGUAACUUUCACUUUUGAUCGCUUCGUUGCUAUUUGUUGCCGGAAACUGAAAGCAACAUAUUGCACUGAGAAAUCGGCAACAUUGGUCAUAGGAGUGGUUUGUGCGCUGGGAUGUUUAAUCAAUAUCCCCUGGUAUUUUAUACAUGAACCUAUUUACAAAAUUGAAAAUAUCCCUUGGUAUUGCAGAAUAAAAGCUAUCCGUUAUUCUUCAGUUACAUGGCGAGCCUUUGAUUGGAUAGAUCGUAUUUUAACCCCAUGCCUUCCGUUCUUUCUGAUUAUUCUAUUCAAUGCUCUCACUGUCCGUCAUAUCGUGGUGGCCAAUAGAGCCCGCACAAGAAUUGUGGUCCGGAAAUCUGGAUAUAAUCGCGAUGACCCAGAGUUGGAGAACCGGAAAAAGUCCGUAAUUUUAAUAUUCUCCAUAUCAGGCAGUUUUAUCCUAUUGUGGAUGACAUACUUUAUACAGUUCCUAUUAGAGCAAGUAACAAAUGACUAUAUCUUGAAUGGUUUCAGUGAUCCCAAAUUUAUUUUCCGAGAAAGUUCAAAUAUGCUCCAGCUUUUGAGUUGUUGCACCAACACGUUUAUUUAUGCAGUCACUCAGAGUAAGUUCAGAGUGCAAUUAAUUAAUAUGGUGCAACAACCAUUCAUUUUACUCAGAAAAUUAUUCAAAUAA